This is a messenger RNA of Ceraceosorus bombacis, 1071 nucleotides long. The record is from the annotation of a GenBank genome assembly. NCBI's taxonomy places the organism in Eukaryota, Fungi, Basidiomycota, Exobasidiomycetes, Ceraceosorales, Ceraceosoraceae.
ACUGUUUAUCCACCCAAGUAACUAAUGAAUAGAAUAUAAUCCUAUAGGGGAUAUCUCUCUUAUAUGGUGUAGGCACUUACGCUAUACCUAAUUAGUAUCUUUGACUAACCUAGCCUACCCUAAUGGGUUAGAGCAUCUACACCUUGUGAAUGUGUACAGCUAACUAUUAAUAAUGACUGAACUAACUAAUCGGUUUGAUAAAGCCCAAUACCAGGCACAACCCUUUCAUCUAGUAACGCCUAGCCCAUGGCCACUACUAUCUUCAUUUGCCCUUCUGAUCCUAACGACUGGAGCGGUUAUGUACUUUAACGGGUACUCUACACCUCUACCAGGGGGUCCAACAACACUACUACUACUAGGGUUCCUAACUACAGCAGGUUCAAUAGCUCUAUGGUUCCGAGAUGUAGUUACUGAGGGUACGUUCCUUGGUGACCAUACAUUCCUAGUACAGAAAGGUAUUAGUAUAGGGGUACUUCUAUUCAUCGUAAGUGAAGUGUUCUUCUUCCUAAGCAUUUUCUGGGCCUAUUUUCAUAGUAGUCUAAGCCCCGUUGUUGAACUGGGAGCUCAAUGGCCACCUCAAGGUAUUGCUACUAUUAACCCUUUUGAACUACCGCUACUGAAUACUAUCCUACUACUAAGUAGUGGUGCUAGUGUAACAUAUGCUCAUCAUGCCCUUAUUGGACGUAACCGUCGUAAUGCUAUUAUUGGACUAAUCUUUACCCUGGUGUUUGCAGUACUGUUUACUAUCUGCCAAGGUAUUGAGUACCUUAACGCAGGGUUCACUAUAGCUGAUGGGGUAUUCGGUAGUGCGUUCUUCUUUAGUACUGGGUUCCACGGUAUUCAUGUACUUGUAGGUACUAUCUUCCUAGCAACCGGCUUCUUUCGCCUACUAUCAUACCAUCUAACUGACCAUCAUCAUCUUGGUUACGAAGGAGGAAUUCUCUAUUGGCACUUCGUCGACGGGGUCUGGCUUAUUCUUUACGUGUGCGUAUAUUGGUGAGGUUCAUAGUGACUUCAGGCUCCCUUUGGUUAAUGUUAUUCAGGUCCGAUCCAGUAUCUCCCUCUAUAGGA